CAGGAAGUUAUCUGGUAUCUCUGGAGUCCUGUGGAGGGAGAAGGGCUCUCUGCCGCAUUGGUGGCGGCGAGAGCGGGAGGUGGGUUGGGAGGCGGGCCGCUCCGUCCCGCUGGCGUUAGGAGCCGUUUUCCAACGCAGCACCACGGCCCCCUUCUCCAGCACCGAGCCCGGCGCGGCUGCCCGGGGGGCUCCUUGCGGCUCCUUGACGCCGCCGCAGGGGGCGGCUACCCAGGCAUCGCCUGGGCCACCAGCUAGGGGACUGGCAGCCGGUUUCAGCACCCUGGGCCACAGUAAGACGUGCCCUUGUUGUCCCGCGCAUUGCCCUCCUUCUUUAAGCCACCGAGACCCUGGUCCAGAGCGACUGCCUUGGACCUGGGACUAGACGGAUCCAAAACGCUCGGCCCCGGCCCCCCGCAGACGGGGCUCUGCAUCGUCUCUGAUAUGUCACCCACCGUCUCCCACAAGGACAGCAGCCGGCAACGGCGGCCAGGCACUUUCAACCACUCUCUGGAUAUGAAGAGCGGUCCUCUGCCGCCGGGCGGCUGGGAUGACAGCCAUCUGGACUCGGUGGGCGGGGAAGGGGAUCGAGAAGCUCUUCUGAGUGAAAGUGGCGUUGGGGACUUCUCAAAAGCCCCGCGGAACUGCCGGGCCGAGCUAAGCAGCAUUUUGCUGCUGCUCUUUCUUUACGUGCUCCAGGGUAUUCCCUUGGGUCUCGCGGGAAGCAUCCCACUCAUUUUGCAGAGCAAAAAUGUCAGCUACACAGAUCAAGCUUUCUUCAGUUUUGUCUUCUGGCCCUUCAGUCUCAAACUGCUCUGGGCCCCGAUGGUCGACGCGGUCUACUUUAAGAACUUCGGUCGUCGCAAGUCCUGGCUCGUCCCUACGCAGUACAUACUAGGAUUCUUCAUGAUUUAUUUAUCCACUCAGGUGGACCGGAUGCUCGGGAAUACCGAUGGCAGAACACCCGAUGUGGUCGCUCUCACUGUGACGUUCUUUUUGUUUGAGUUCCUGGCCGCCACUCAGGACAUCGCUGUGGAUGGUUGGGCAUUAACUAUGUUAUCCCGGGAAAACGUGGGUUAUGCUUCUACGUGCAAUUCAGUGGGCCAGACAGCGGGCUACUUUUUGGGCAAUGUUUUGUUUUUGGCCCUUGAAUCUGCCGACUUUUGUAACAAAUAUUUGCGAUUUCAGCCUCAACCCAGGGGGAUCGUUACCCUUUCAGAUUUUCUUUUUUUCUGGGGAACUGUAUUUUUAAUAACAACAACAUUAGUUGCCCUUCUGAAAAAAGAAAACAAGGAAGUAUCAGUUGUGAAAGAAGAAACACAAGGGAUCACAGAUACUUACAAGCUGCUUUUUUCAAUUAUAAAAAUGCCAGCAGUUCUGACAUUUUGCCUUCUGAUUCUUACUGCAAAGAUCGGUUUCUCAGCAGCAGACGCAGUAACAGGACUAAAAUUGGUGGAAGAGGGAGUACCCAAAGAACAUUUAGCCUUAUUGGCAGUUCCAAUGGUUCCUUUGCAGAUAAUAUUGCCUCUGAUUAUCAGCAAAUACACUGCAGGUCCCCAACCACUAAACAUAUUUUACAAAGCCAUGCCCUACAGGCUGUUGCUUGGAUUAGAAUAUGCACUGCUGGUUUGGUGGACUCCUAAAGUGGAGCAUCAAGGGGGAUUCCCCAUAUAUUACUAUAUUACAGUGCUGCUGAGUUAUGCUUUACAUCAGGUUACAUUGUACAGCAUGUAUGUUUCUAUAAUGGCUUUCAAUGCAAAGGUUAGUGAUCCACUUAUUGGAGGAACAUACAUGACUCUUUUAAAUACUGUGUCCAAUCUGGGAGGAAACUGGCCUUCUACAGUUGCCCUUUGGCUGGUGGAUCCCCUCACAGUAAAAGAGUGUGUAGGAGCAUCAAAUCAGAAUUGUCGAACACCGGAUGCUGUUGAGCUUUGCAAAAAACUUGGUGGCUCAUGUGUUACAGCACUGGAUGGUUAUUACGUGGAAUCCAUUAUUUGUGUUUUUAUUGGAUUUGGUUGGUGGUUCUUUCUUGGUCCAAAAUUUAAAAAGUUACAGGAUGAGGGACCAUCUUCGUGGAAGUGCAAAAGGAGCAAUUAAUGCAUGAACUACUGGACAUUCUAGAAAGGUAACUGUAGUUUUAAUUCAGAGAGCUAUGGUAAUCAGUGCACAGGAGUAUAAAAUAUUAUUUUAAACAAGGAAUUUAUUAAUAUAAAAUGCCAAAUGUUUGAAAAAUAGAGACCUCUCUGUAUAUCUGAUCACAUUUUUUCCUUGCCUUGUCGAUGUAUUUAAAGUUUACUUAAGGUCUGGAAAUUGGUUCUAAAGCAACUUUUCUGGCCUUGUUAUUUGAUUUAUACUUUUUUAAUUUACUGACCAAAGCACGUUUUAAGCUGUAAUACAGUAGCCAUGGUUGGUAACCAUGCAGUCAAGUAUUGGUAUCAGUUCCUGUCAUUGAGUUGUAAUUCUAGCUUUGGUACUAUACAUUAAAUGGAAGAGAGUUUGAUAGUCAGUGCUAACUACAACUAGUCUGACCUUACUGACAGUUAAAAUUCUAUUUUGAAUUGUAAAUUGGUUAAAUUUUAUGUGGAAUUUGCUGAGCAAUGUAAACUAAUGAAACAUCAUUUUAGUUAUUUUUCUGACCAUAGCCACAGUGUACAAAUGCAUUUGUGUUAAAAAAACAAAAACUAUUUUAAAUGUAUUUCCUGCUUUUGUAAGCACUAAAGAUUUAUAAGAAGAUUAUUCAAACUAUUUUUUAUAAAAUGAAAGUUAUGAUUUCUAAUUUAUUGAUUCCCCUCCUCAAUACUCUUUUUUGGAAGAUAUUAUGAUUUCUUGUUAACUUUUACCCUACAGCUUACAUGUGUUUUUUUGUCAUAACAGUGCUUCAUGGCACACAGACAGCUAAAACGGGGAUCAAAUUUAGUGUUUUAUGUAUGUUCAUGGCAGUUUUGGAAAUAAAAAUUAAGGUUAUUCUGCAAGUAGUUUUUUUUUUUAAUUUCUGUGGGAAAAAAUAAAGCUUUCUGAUUAAAUUUAAAUUAAUAAUACCGUAAUUUUAAAAAUGAAUAUUUUAAAGAGAGAAACAAAGACAUUUUGUGCCUUUGACAAAUCAUAUAAUGGAGGGAUGUUUCUUAAUUAAGCACUUUACUAAGUGAAAAAGAUCUCAUGUUUGCGCCAUGCCACAUCAGGUACUGUAUUUCCAUUUAUUAAAACACAGCCUUUUGGUUGUAAACUAUAGUUUCCAGGAAAAAUUGCUAUCCCAGGAAAAUUAAACUUUUGAGUACUUCAGCAAUUUUCAGCAUAGUAUAUAUACCAGUGAUAAGGUUUUUUUUGCAUAUUUUGCAUUAUUAAUUACUCUAACUAUUUAGAGAUUACAUAAAUCCACCAGAAGUUAGAGAAAAGACUGUUAUAAAUCUUAAUAAUUUUGUCUUUGUGGGAAAAUACAUACUAAUUCCUGAUUUUGUUAAUUUUAUAACAUAGGUUGGAUUUUAGAGUGGGGUUUUUAUAAGUAAUGAAGGAUAAAAUGGGUGGGAGAAAAUGGCGCACAGCAUCUGAAGAAAGAUAGGGGCUGUGGCCUCUAGAAGUCAUGCACUGCCAUUGGAAAACCUGUAUUGGGCACCGAUAUCAGAUCCUGAAGAAUCACCUGGAGUAACACUCAUCCUAGAGACAAGGAAACUACAGCAAACAAACCAGAGACUACAGUACUUUGUUACAUGGUUUUCCACUAUCAUGUAUUAUAAUCAAAAUGUUUACUUGAAUAAAGAGAAACCCACAAAACA
This is a messenger RNA of Lepus europaeus (European hare), 3767 nucleotides long. RefSeq names its product solute carrier family 33 member 1 (gene SLC33A1). The coding region runs from base 442 to 2094 and encodes 550 amino acids. Gene Ontology annotation, cellular component: membrane. Gene Ontology annotation, molecular function: acetyl-CoA transmembrane transporter activity. NCBI's taxonomy places the organism in Eukaryota, Metazoa, Chordata, Mammalia, Lagomorpha, Leporidae. The record is from RefSeq and is a predicted model, not a curated record. The transcript has 6 exons.